AUGCACUGGGUCGUCCCAUAUGCCUUAAAGCUCGAAAGAGCUCAGGUGGUGGUGCUACUCCCAGGGUUCACGAUCGGUAUGGGACACGGAACUCCGGGGAGGCAUACACGUGAGCCGCCACGGCAGCUCGUGUCCCGAAUUGACCUCUUGCCUGCGGGGAGAAGGAGGUUGAAGUCCCAUUAUACCCUUCCCCUUCUCCUUCUCCUCCUCCUCCUUCUCUCAUGGCCUCCGCCUCCUCUCCGACUCCACUCCCCCCCGAUCUCUCUCUCCUCGAUCCUUCUCCCUCCCCGGCGCCCCCCGCUCCACAAUCCGAUCCCUCGAUGUCCCCUGACAGGGACGCCCACCCCGCCGCCUCCCCCUCCUGCGGGAACUUCGUCCCCGUCCUCCGACGAGAGGUGGAAGCCGGAUCCUUCACCUAGAAGAACCCGCUUCCCUCGCGCAUGUACUUCUCGCCCAUCCCACCGCCUCCUUCCCCCGCCCGACCCCCGCCCCUCCCCUGCCGCCAAGAAGGAGCGGGAAGAGCGAAGGCAGAAUUCGCGGAUCGUCACCCCGCUCGCCCCGCCUCAGCCCUCUUCCCCCUCUUUGUUGUCUCGUUGGGAACUACGCUCCAUGUGGGAGCUUGCUGCCAUCCUAAAUUUUCUCCAUGUUUUUAGGCCGCUUUUGCAUAUCGAGUUGGAGAUUUCCGCGGAGGAGCUUGAGACGGCGCUAAUCACACCGAAUAGUACUCUUGAGUACAUUCAUAUACCGCUUUUGAAGGCAAUCCCUCCUGUUAUUCGCAUGGCAUUAGGGCAUGCUACAUGGAUUACAGUACUUUCUAAGAAGCUGAAAGCUUGGUGGCAUUGGGUUGCAGAAGGGGAGAUACCAAUUGUUGCUUCACAUGGGGAGGAGGUUGAAGCAUACAAGGCUCUUGAUCCUAAGAUCCGUGUGCAUAUUCUUAAAGCAUUGUGUGACAUUCGUGUUGAGCAAGAUGAUAUACGGAGUUAUAUGGAAGAUUCAUUAAAACAAGGCAUCCAGAUUUCAUUAUUUCGUAGGGAAAGGAUUGGGGGUGAUUCACAUGGUAUCUCAUUCUGGUACGAAGAUGAUCCUAUACUCGGGCAUCGGUUGUAUCGUGAUAUUCGGCAGGUUGAAGUAACAAAAAUGAAGGCGAAAGGUGCUCGGUCUGUCCCACCCUUAUCUUACCAGUGGGAAACAAUAGCAACAAAUUUAGAUGAAUUUCAAGAAGUUUCAGAAAAACUUUUUUCAAGUAAAAAUAGGAUGGAAGCUGCCCUUGGGAAGAAGCUAAAGUUUGACUUUUUGCCAGAGAUUGAGAAAAUACACAAGAAGAAAGAGAAGUUGUUGAAAAAACAACACAGGCAAGCCCUGCUUCUUGAUGGCUUUUUGAACACAGAUGGCAUUUCUUCUGGUCGUGCUUUGCGUGAUAGAAAACCUGUCACAUAUACCUUUGAUGAUUAUGACCGUUCAAUCAGUGAGGCGAUAAAGAUAACAAAGAAAAGGCAAGCCUCCCCUGAGCAUGCUGUCCAAAGAGAAGUUGUGGUUAAACCCAGCAGUGCGCCACUGGCUAAUGGUAAAAGCAGUGGCCCAUCUUACAUUUCUCAACGUGUCUCUGAUGUCUCCGGAUCUUUGGAGUCACAUAAUGAAGCAAUUGAUGCAGAACACAAUUCUGAGCCUCUUGACAGAAGCAACCGGCGGAGGAAAAGACCAGAAAGAUAUUCCGAGAAGGAAUUUGUUCAAGCUGUCUCGGAUGAUGCAGACUUCGACAGUGAUGAUGAUAUAGUUGGAGAAGCAGUGUAUGAUGAGGAAUAUCUCGAAAGCCGAAAACGUAAAAAGAUGGUAAGCAGCUCCGCCUCUGAUGGAGAUGAAGAAUACCGUUGGGAGGAUGAAAGUCCAGAUGAUGAGGAAGAAGAGGAUGAGUCCCUGAGUAUCAGUGAGGACAUGGACAAGCCCCGCCGUGUCAAGAAACUCCUGAAUCAUAGCAGGCGGGAGACAAAAACAAGAUCAGUUGGUGAGCUACAGUCAGGCCUUCGACGCAGCAAGAGGUCCGCAAGACUCCGUGGAAACUACCGACAAUAUGAAUUGUCCGAGAGUGAUGGAGAUUCUGCAAAGCGUGCGAAACCUAAAGCCACCAACAGGCAUUCAGAUACAAAGGGUGACCUGGAAAUGCCGUCAUUGAGUCAAGAAUCUCAGUGCAAAGUUGGUGAGAAACCGAAGCAUCCUGAUUUGAUCCAGGAUGGCAUGGAAGAAAAACAACAGCAGCAGCAAAUAGUUGAGAAAAAAGAAAGCUCCGAACAAGACGACAACAAUGUGCGAUGCCAUUUUCUAGAUCUAAAUGAGCUUGCUCCUGGAACUGGUUUUGACGAAGGAACUAGUGCCAUGAUGAGGACAACUUCUGAUUAAAUUUAGGUAGGUUUUAGGCUUUCCAUUCUAAUGUGACAGAGAAGAAGAAGAAGAAAAAGAAGAAAGUACACCAACAUAUAACCAACGGCUCUUCGGAGGGGGAAGCAUUAGGACUAGAAUGUGUAUACUUAGUCAUCUUCUUGUUGUUUGAUGUCCCAAGUACCAUUUGCUACUUGGUGACUCUUUCUAGGGUUUUCUCCCCCCCUGUUGUGCUCAUUGAGUGUACCAUAUUCUAACUUUUCUAGAGUUAAUUUAAUAUGGGCCUUAAAUUUGUCA
Molecule: messenger RNA, 2670 nt
Organism: Dioscorea cayenensis subsp. rotundata (Guinea yam)
Lineage: Eukaryota; Viridiplantae; Streptophyta; Magnoliopsida; Dioscoreales; Dioscoreaceae
Product: DDT domain-containing protein DDR4-like
Exons: 13
Coding region: 1-2394 (797 amino acids)
Biological process (GO): regulation of DNA-templated transcription
Cellular component (GO): RSF complex
Source: RefSeq, a predicted model, not a curated record